Molecule: messenger RNA, 2341 nt
Organism: Purpureocillium takamizusanense
Lineage: Eukaryota; Fungi; Ascomycota; Sordariomycetes; Hypocreales; Ophiocordycipitaceae
Exons: 3
Coding region: 249-1811 (520 amino acids)
Biological process (GO): transmembrane transport
Cellular component (GO): membrane
Molecular function (GO): transmembrane transporter activity
Source: RefSeq, a predicted model, not a curated record
CCCAGGGCUGCCUAUUCCGGCCUCUUCCCCCCCCCCCUCGUCUGCUGUCUUGUUCACUUUUCACGACACUUGGCCGGCUUGUGUCCUCUCUCCCCUUGACGACGAAGAUAGGGACGACGACGACGACGACGACGACGACGACGACGACAAGGCCUCCUUUGUUGGGAAGCGGUGACAGCAGAAGAAUCACCAUCAUCGCCAGCUCCCGCAAUCUGCGACAACCACCUCGGUGGUGAGACGAGACACCAAUGGGUUCCGACAAGACGACCGACGUCGAGGACGUCACGCCGCCGUACCAGGCCGGCACCAGCAGCGACCUCAGCGACGACGAUGCGGCCAUUAUCCCCAAGGGCGCGCUCGACCCCGUGUACGAGGCCAAGGCGAGGGUCCUCAACCGCGCGGUUCGCGAAAUCGGCAUGGGCUGGUACCAGUGGCAGCUCUUCAUCGUCGUGGGCUUUGGCUGGGCCAGCGACAACCUCUGGCCCAUCGUCACGUCGCUCGUCUUCACGCCCAUCGCCAACGAGUUCAACCCCUCGCGGCCGCCGCUCUUCACCCUCGCGCAAAACAUCGGCCUGCUCGCGGGCGCCAUCUUCUGGGGCUUCGGCUGCGACAUCUUCGGGCGCAAGUGGGCCUUCAACCUGACGCUGGGCCUCACGGCUUUCUGGGGCCUCGUCGCCGCCAGCGCACCAAACUUCGCCGCCGCGGGCGUCUUCGCCGCGCUCUGGUCCUUUGGCGUUGGCGGCAACCUGCCCGUCGACUCGGCCAUUUUCCUCGAGUUCCUACCCCAGUCGCACCAGUACCUCCUUACUGUCUUGUCCAUUGACUGGGCCGUCGCCCAGGUCAUCGCCAACCUCAUCGCCUGGCCCCUGCUCGGCAACCUCACCUGCUCCCAGGACGAGAAGCCGUGCCCCCGCGCCGACAACAUGGGCUGGCGCUACUUCGUCAUCACCAUGGGCGGCCUGACCCUGCUCAUGUUCCUCGCCCGCUUCGUCCUCUUCUCCAUCUUCGAGUCCCCCAAGUACCUCAUGGGCAAGGGCCGCGACGAAGACGCCGUCCGUGUCGUCCACGAGGUCGCCCGCCGCAACAAGAAGACGACAGACCUGACCGUCGACGAGCUGCGCGCCUGCGAGCCCGACGGCUACGUCGCGCAGACCACCGCCUCGGUCGCCCUGCGCCGCCAUCUCGAGAAGCUCGACGCCAAGCACGUCAGGGUCCUCUUCUCCACGCCGCGCCUCGCCCUCAGCACCGGCCUCAUCAUGGCCAUCUGGGCCCUCAUCGGCCUCGGCUACCCCCUCUACAACGCCUUCCUGCCCUACAUCCAGGCCACCCGCGGCGCCGAGUUCCAGGACGGCAGCACCUACAUCACCUACCGCAACAGCCUCAUCAUCUCCGUCCUCGGCGUCCCCGGCGCCCUGCUCGGCGGCUUCCUCGUCGAGCUGCCGCGCGUCGGCCGCAAGGGCACCCUGUCGCUCUUCACCGUCCUCACCGGCGUCUUCCUCUACUGCUCCACCACCGCGCUCAACAGCACCGCCCUCCUGGGCUGGAACUGCGCCUUUAACUUUUGCAGCAACGUCAUGUACGCCGUGCUGUACGGCUACACGCCCGAGAUCUUCCCCACGCCGCAGCGGGGCACCGGCAACGCCCUGGCCGCGACGUGCAACCGCAUCUUUGGCAUCAUGGCUCCCAUCAUUGCCAUGUUUGCGGAUCUCAAGACGUCGGCGCCUGUGUACACGAGCGGCGCAUUGUUCAUCCUCGCGGGCCUAUUAGUUUUGAUUUUGCCGUUUGAGUCGAGGGGGAAAGAAGCAAUGUGAUUUCGGGAUGCGGAAGAGUGACCGGAUUGAAAGCUGUGUUUUUGGAUACGACUGGAUGCAUGACUUGCCCCCACGGGGAAGCGAGAGGAUGAAAGGAUGGCGGUUGAUGGAACGCGCCGUAAAUACCUUUGCUCAGAGUCUUCGGACCAACAGUCUACGCGCAAUGAACGAUGGACUCGCCAAGCGGCGAGAGAACCGCGGUUACCCCGUGGCUGGACGCGAUGGCGACGAUUCAUGCCUGCGAUUACGCCGCACACCACGCUCACCCGCGAAGAGAUGAAUCACGGCCAUGACGAGACCGGCGGAUGCAGAGCCCCAGCUGCAUACGCACGCAAAUCAACAGACCGACGAGGCGCCGAUGCCAUCCCGACUACCAGGGCGUGUCUGAGAGAUGAAUGCUCGCUAACAAGUGAUGACCUCUAGACGACUCGAUUUAAGGCCGUGUCCGGCCACCGAUGUUGGCCUCGACGGGUGUUCCGUGUCCAAUGCCACGAUACCCUCGGGGGAAGAGCCUGCCCUUUGCAAGUAAA